AUGGCUGAAGUUCUUUACUCUGAUAUUAAGUUCAAAAGAGCGAGAGGAAACACAGACGCAUCAAGCAGGCGAUCGGGGGUCACAUGGGAGCGAGUGGCCCUGCUGGUCCUCAGUGUUCUCCUGGCAGCUGCCCUCACAGCUCUUGGUGUAACCCAUGAAACAUGUCCGAGGUGUGAGGACGGCUGGGAGCCACAUGGAGGAAAGUGCUACUUCUUCUCCUCGGUUACUUUAACCUGGAAUAAGAGUAGAAACCAAUGCAUAUCAAUGAGAGGAGACCUGGUUGUGAUAAACAACAGAGAGGAGCAGAGAUUCCUGGAGUCUAGAGUGAUGGAAAAAAAAGAAGCUUAUGAGUACAAGUUCUGGAUCGGACUGACAGACUCAAAGAAAGAGGGUGAAUGGCUUUGGGUGGACGACGCACAACUGGAUCCAAGUUUGACGUUUUGGCGUGAGGGCCAGCCAGACAACAGGGCAUGGGCGACUUCUGAUGGACAGUGGAAUCCUGAUGGAGAGGACUGUGUGGUGAUGGGGGAGAAAGACGGAGCCACGGACCUGAAGUCCUGGGACGAUCGAUACUGCAAAUAUUCUCAAAAAUAUAUUUGUGAGAAACCAGAAAAAGCAUGAGCCUGAAAUCCAGUUGGAUCAGAUUGAGCUCGAGUCUUCAGCCACUUUCACAAACUGAGGCAUGAUGCUUUGUUAAUGAAGAUCUUCUCCAGACAUAAACAACUUUGAAUAAUA
Molecule: messenger RNA, 735 nt
Organism: Limanda limanda (common dab)
Lineage: Eukaryota; Metazoa; Chordata; Actinopteri; Pleuronectiformes; Pleuronectidae
Product: C-type lectin domain family 4 member E-like
Exons: 5
Coding region: 1-621 (206 amino acids)
Source: RefSeq, a predicted model, not a curated record